Molecule: messenger RNA, 4179 nt
Organism: Schistosoma bovis
Lineage: Eukaryota; Metazoa; Platyhelminthes; Trematoda; Strigeidida; Schistosomatidae
Source: the annotation of a GenBank genome assembly
AGUUUUUCAAAUAAUGUGGUGACUUUGUAGCAGUUGAGUGACGACAAACCGUUUAAUAUGCUGCAUUUUAAGGUGAAUCUCUGAGAAAUGACAAUUCUAGAUGAGUGUCACAAGAAGUUAGCUGAUUUACAAAAACAAGUAACUCAAACAAGCAAAAAUGUUAUAAAUCGUACACAAAAGUGGCGACGUCUGUCAACUGUACCAUCUACAGAUUGUGAUGUUGUAGUAAUAUUUAAAACAGAACUUUCCGAAGAGAUUGUUGACUGGCUGAUAAAAAUUAUUAAUAACCGUGUACCUCAACUGGUCAUACAUAAACAGUUUCAUCGCACAUCAAGGCAGUACGCGCUUUAUUUAACUGCUUCAUAUAGGGGUCUACUUACAGGUGCUGAAGAAUUAAGAAUUAAAAAGUCUCUAUUACCUGAACAUGGUGGUGGCUUACGUGAAUUUUCAGUUGAUGAAUUCAGUUUAUUCGAUAAUGUAAUGGAUGAGAAACUUUUUCUGUCAACCAGUGAACGUAGUAAUAUUGUUCAUCAUUUUCUGAUGAGUUUACGUGCUUGUCGCGAAGAUUCCGAUAUGUGUUCCAUUAAAUUUGCUAAUGAUCAAUGUAUGAUUCCAUCUCUUCAAUCCGCUGGUAUUAUCUUACAAAUAUUUCCAUUACACGAACCAAGUGAAUUAAAUAAGUUAACUAGUAUUUGGAUUCGUCGUUGGGUUGUCCUACAACCAUUAGAUGAAAUUAAAGAAUAUUUUGGUACAAAAGUUGCAUUCUAUUUUGCAUGGCUUGGCCAUUAUACAUAUUCAUUAAUAUUUCCAGCAGUUGUCGGACUUGCUGUUUGGUUAUUUGUUAAUCCUAACAAAAAUUCUUCAUUUUAUUAUUUAUUAAUGGCUAUUAUCAAUUUAAUAUGGACAUCAUUAUAUCUGGAACAUUGGAAAAGGACUAGUUCAUUUUUAGCUUAUCGCUGGGGUUCAUGGGAUACACCAAUUUCAUUAUUAGAAGAGCCUAGACCAUUGUUUAAAGGUAAAUUAUCUUUAUGCCCAAUUACCGGGAGACCUAUACGUACUUAUUCAAAAUGGAAACGUUUAUUAAUUUUAUGCUUUAUUACUACACCUAUUGUUCUACUUUCAUUAAUUAUUGUUAUUUAUAUCACAUUAAUGUAUGUUCGAUUACAAGAUAAAAUGAAUAUUUAUGCUGAUAAUAAUACAUCUAUUAUACCAAAUUUUAUAUUGGUGACUUCACCAAAAAUUUUCCUGGCUGUAUCAAUAUCAAUAAUGGAUUUUAGUUAUAAAAAAAUAGCUGUUUGGCUUACAGAUUUUGAAAACCAUCGUUUAGAAGAUGACUACAAUAAUCAUUAUGUAGUCAAGUUGAUUUUGCUUCAAUUUGUGAAUUCAUUUUAUUCCCUAUUCUACACAGCAUUUUAUCUGAAAGAUUUGGAAUUAUUAAGAAAGCAACUUGUAACAUUACUACUUACUCGGCAAAUAAUUGAUUCAAUCAGAGAAAUUUUUUUACCACUUGGUCACUCACGUUUACGACAAGUAUGGUUAUCAUUAAAAUAUGAACAGAGAUGCUUAGCUGAACGUAAUAAGUUAAAAUCUGAAGAUAAUAAUGGUUCAUUAUCAACAUCCAACCCUUCAUCAUCAUCAUCGUUAUCAUUAGCACAACCCAGUAACACAGAUUCAGAUGUUGAUAAAUGUUCAAUAUUGCCUGAAAAUAAAAGUCAAUGUGUUGAUAAUAACAUAACCAGGAUGGAUGUUGAUGUGAAUUCAGAAAUCCUUAUCCAUCAACGAAUCCAAAAAUUCACUGAAAAAAAUGAGUUAAACAAUAAUUCAAAAUCUUUCGAUAAUUCAGAAGAAACACGAAUAACACCCGCUGAGAGAGAAGCUACAUUGUUACGUUAUGAAGAUCCAACGGAUGAUUUUUUAGAAAUGUUUAUUCAAUUCGGUUAUGUAAGUAUGUUUACUGGCAUAUUUCCAUUAGCCGGUUUAUUGGCUUUUAUGAAUAAUGUAAUUGAAAUACGAGGUGAUGCAUAUAAAUUAUCAACUAGUUAUCAACGUCCAUUUGGUCAAUUUGCAAAUAGUAUUGGUAUUUGGCAAUUAGCAUUAGAUGUUGUCAGCUAUAUAGCUGUCAUUGUGAAUAUUGCUUUACUUGGCAUAUCUGGAACUGUACAACGUCUGUUUCCUAAUUUAUCUGCUUCACAGUUGAUUAUUUUUCUUGUUCUGAUUGAAGUAAGUCAGAUGACUGGCGAAGACAGAUAAUAAAAUAUAUGGUUAUUCUUUUAUUUUUGUUGAGCAAUACAUUCAAUAUGCAGUUUAUGUUAUUGUUAUUAAAUGUUCUCUUUUAAAAUAUGUUUUGUAAUUAGCUAAAAUUACAUCUGUGUCACUUUUUUAUUUAUUUUCAAUACCUCUUUGUGCUGGUCAUUGAACAGACUGUUGUAUAUUGAAUCAAUAAGCACUUAUAGUGUAAUGUUUGAAGUGAUUUAUUAUGUGAAAUAAGUCGAAAAGAUUUGUUGACAGCAUUAUAUUAUCUUAGAUUACACUGUUGAGAUUGUGAAUGAAGAAUAAAUUAGCAUAUUAUCAUUAUUAUUAGCUUUAUUCAAUAUUAUAUUUUGGUGUAAUAUAGAACUCUCAGCACAAAAUAUUUCAAUGAGUUUCCGUUUCUUAUUUGUUCAUUGAUAUUGAUGAUAAAUAUUGAGCAAUAGCCAGUUAGACGUUAGCAUUACAGAAAUCGACAUCUGAAUAAUGUUCAUUCUUUUCAAUCCAUAUUGCUAACAAUCACGAUAUUUCCGAUUGUACAUUUUCGUAACUUGUACCGAGAAAGGUCGUAAACUUUUCACGAAUGCACCUGAAUAAGUUUUGCAAUUAAUUGACAUAAUGAUCUGUUAAAAUAAACAAUGAAACAGAUAACUUGUUGAAAUAUCUAGAUGGCAGGAACAGAUACCCCAGAUUUUGAAGCAGGCCUCUAUUUUGUUAUCAUAUUAGUAACAGUACAAUGUAGACACGGGCAAACGUACUUUAAUUUUUAUUUGAACACCGUACAAAUGCAGAUAUUACAUCAGGAUGGCUGAAUAUACAAAACCCUAAAAAGUUUAAAAUUAUGAUACUGAAAAUGAAACAAACAUUUAUUUUAGUAAUUGUCCAUUUUAACAAUAGCAAUCUAUGAGUGAAAUUAUAGCGUCUGGUACUUUGUCACACCUACAUAGAUUAUUCAGUUUUACACGCAUAUACGUUCAUAUAAAAACAGUCGAUUGUAAGCGAAUAACUGACAUGGUCAAAAUAUGUGCAGAUAUUGGCUCAAAAAGGAUAAAUUAAUUCAUCUCUUCAAAAGUCAGAAUAAUCCAUGUAGAGUAUGAUGAAGUACUAGAUGCUGUAAAAUUAGUGCAACAGUGGAUAAUUUUUAUUGCUUUGUUGUAAUCAAAAUUUUAACUAAGUACGUUUAAUUUUGUAGAUCAUUCAACCAGUAGUUUACGAAUAAUCCACUAUCUUAUUAGCCUGUGACUGAAAUCAAUCAGUCGAUGGGUGAAUCAAGUAUAAAUGUUGUUUUGUGAAACACCACAACGUAGUGUUGUGAAUUGUUGGAAGGAUACUGAUCCAUAAUCUUUAUGUCUAAUUUUUCAAUUAAUUUUUUCAAGUAUGUGAGUUUUUUACAGGAUAACAAGCUACCAGAUAAUAUACAGUAAUAAUUUAUCGACCAUUCUCUCCUCUUCCUACUAGCAUGCAAUAAUCAUAACACGUGCUGCGAUCAGUGCACUUGUUCCGCAUACGCCUACUUCUGUUGUACUUCAGAUAGCUAAAUUAGAGCAUCGUAGACGAGAAGCCCUUAAGAUACUUGAACGUGAAUCGAUGCGUGAACAUCAACGUCAACAAUCACCUUCUAAUAUAUGAAAACCUCACAACAGAAUUUGUAUGAAGAAUUCAUUAACCUUGCCGUACUUUACUUCAUGUCAUUUUGAUUUGAUAAAUGCAACUGACCAAAUAAGCAAUAUUUCAUUUUUUUAAUAACAUUCUUUAUAUGAAAAACACCAAUGAAAUAUGAUUUUCUACUACUUAUUUCUAACUUAUUAUCAGCUUAAUUUACCGCAAUAUUUUCUUGGUAAUGUAAUAUUCAUUUCUGUAUUUUUUUGAAUUAAAUGAUAUUUUAUCCUUUUUCAAAUACAAACUGUUCAAUAAAUAACAGCUUUCCUAUUU